AGAGAAGAGGUGGUUUUUGGAGUGAUGAAUUUUGACAAAAUUUGGCACCUCGAUUACACAGAUCUUGUACUAAAUUUCACAACAAACCCUUUCUAAUACCUCUCCGUAAUCCUCGUAGCUACCUCCUUCUGCAUUCUCCUUCAUUUUGACAAUGGGGGAGAUCGAUACAAAUCCAAUUGAAUCAGUUCAAAGUGCAAUCACUUUUUUCGGACAGAGCAAUGAGCAAAGGAAAAACAGUCCAACAAAUGACAAAGAAGUGGAGAGGGAGAGAGAGAUAGAGAGGCUAGAGAGAGAGUUGGCGGCUGUGAAAGUUCAGGUGGAGGCGAAGGAUGCGGCGCACAAGCAAGCACUUGUUAAGCUCGACCAUUACCAGAAAACUGCAGACGAGCUGUCGACGCUGCUCAAGAACUCCGAUGCAAAGAAGAAUUUCUACAUAAAGCAAUCGGAGGAAGCCAUCUCUCGCGUAGUCGAGCUCGAAUCAGUCCUGACCGCGAAAGAGGCUGAGAAACUGGAGUUGGAAGAGCAGAUUGAGGAAAAAUCUGCUUAUAUCGAAUCGCUGCAGCUGGCAAUGGAGAAAGCCAAGGAGGCGCUGAUGUCGUGUGAGAUUGAGCUGAAUAUGCUCAAGGAUGAGGCAGCAUACACGAAUGAUGUGGAGGCGGAGGUCGAGAGUGUGAAGAGGGAGUUGGAGAAAUGUCGAGAGCAAGAGAAUGAGGCGCAAGUUGAGAUAGCGUUGCUGAAAUUCCAAGUCCACAAGGGGAGGUCGAAGCUGGCUGCCGCCGAGGCUGCCGAGGCGCGAGCGCAGAGCGAGAAGACAGCGCUGUACAACGCGCUGCAGCAGAUGGGAUUAGAAGCCGAGGAAACCGAGAGAGAGAAGAGGAUGCUCAAGGAAGCAGCUGCCAAAUUGGCUCAUCCUCAUCCUCAUCCUCCUCAAGAGGAGUUGAUGAUGAUCACGACGACGACGACGAGUAACAAAGAGUUGGAGGAUGCCAAGAGAGAGUUGGAGGUUGCAGUGUGCAAGAUAGGAGAGCUGAGGACGCGAGCGGAGCAAGCCACCAGCAGAGCGCAGGCUGCCGAGAAGGCCAAAGCGGCGUUGGAGGAGCAGAACAAGAAGAGGAGGGAGUACAAGGAGAGGCGCAAGGCCGCCUUAGCCGCGCUGCGCCUUGAAUCAAUGGCCAGAGAGUUUGUCACCAAGAGCAUCAAAGAAGAAGAUGAAGAUGAUGAUGAUCAUACCAAUAAUAAUGACGAUGAUUCUUCCAAGAUCUAUCAGCCUCUUGGGAAGGUUCUCAACAUGAAAUUCUAACUUGUUCAAUUUUGUUGUGAUGAGCAUCAACAAUUAAUUAAUAAACAGUUACGGUUUAUUUUGUUA
Salvia miltiorrhiza (redroot sage) is the source of this 1366-nucleotide messenger RNA. RefSeq names its product stress response protein NST1-like. NCBI's taxonomy places the organism in Eukaryota, Viridiplantae, Streptophyta, Magnoliopsida, Lamiales, Lamiaceae. The transcript has 3 exons. The record is from RefSeq and is a predicted model, not a curated record. Bases 152 to 1300 code for a protein of 382 amino acids.